This is a messenger RNA of Notodromas monacha, 306 nucleotides long. The record is from the annotation of a GenBank genome assembly. NCBI's taxonomy places the organism in Eukaryota, Metazoa, Arthropoda, Ostracoda, Podocopida, Cyprididae.
AUGGCUCAAGCAUUGAAGAAGUUCCUUCCAUUGUUCGAUCGCGUCGUGAUCGAGAAAGCUGUGGCUGCGGUCACGACUAAGGGCGGCAUCCUGAUUCCUGAGAAAGCGCAGGGGAAGAUUAUUCAUGGAACUGUAGUCGCUGUUGGCCCUGGACAGCGUUCUGACACGGGAGAUUUUGUUCAGCCUGUAGUGAAAGUGGGUGACGAAGUAUUGCUUCCGGAAUACGGAGGAACCAAGAUCAAUUUGGAGGACAAGGAAUACUUCAUCUAUCGCGACUCGGAUCUCUUGGGCAAAUUCGAUCUAUGA